UCCUUUUUCUUUUUCCCUUGGGUGGAAUGCAGGCGUGAGAAACGCACUCAAAGGAAAAUGCAAGUGCUUAAGUGCAUGUCCACCUUCCCACUUUCCUUUACUUUUCAAUCAUAAUUAUGCAAAUUUUCAUUUCAAAUAUGCCAAACAAUAAUCAUUUUAAUCUCAAUCACACAACAAGAAUGGCCUUCAAUAACAAAUCCAAGAAACCCCAUUUCUCUUCUCAUCAUUUCAGUCUUUGCACUACUCUUUUCUUCAUUGUUCUUUUCACUAUUCCUGCUCUCUUUCUCCUUCACACUCAUCCAUCUUCCAUCUGUACCACCCUUUCUGUUUCCACCCAUUCCAAGCCUUGGUCUGGUGAUCUACGUGCUGCCGAAUUUGCAUGGAAUCGUCUUUUGUUCGGUGAAAUUCAUCAACCGCCUCCUCUCAAGCUCAGAGUUGCUGUUUUCUCUCGCAAAUGGCCUAUUGGUACUACCCCUGGUGGUAUGGAACGUCAUGCCUAUACUCUACACACUUCUCUAGCUCGCCGAGGCCAUCAGGUUCAUGUCUUCACCUCUCCUCUAGAUGGAGAAAGCUCAUCUCUUUCUCCUCUAUUCUCAUCUCUUUCUCCUCUAUUCUCUUCUCCUCAAAUUCACUGCCAUGAAGGCGAGCCAGGUAAGUGGAGAUAUAACAAAGCUUGGGAGCAAUUCUAUGAAGAGAAUCAACGCCAACCUUUCGAUGUUGUUCACUCAGAAAGUGUAGCUCUUCCUCAUUGGCUUGCUCGAGAUGUCCCAAAUCUUGCUGUUUCUUGGCAUGGUAUUGCCCUUGAGAGUUUACAAUCUGAUAUCUACCAAGACUUGACAAGAAAAUCCAACGAGCCCAUUUCGCCGGCGGCCAAUAGAAGUAUGCGAGGAGAUGUCCUUAAGGUUCUUAAUGAGAUAAGGUUCUUCAAGAGCUAUGCUCAUCAUGUAGCCAUAAGCGAUAGUUGUGGAGAGAUGCUGAGAGAUGUGUACCAAAUCCCAAGAAACAGAGUUCAUGUGAUUGUGAAUGGUGUAGAUGAGGAUGAUUUUAGAGAAGAUGUGAGAUUAGGCCAUGAGUUUAGGUCUAAAAUUGGUGUCCCACCAAAUGCAAGUUUAGUUCUUGGUGUUGCUGGAAGAUUGGUGAAGGACAAAGGCCAUCCUCUACUCUAUGAAGCCUUUUCCAAGCUCAAAACAAAGUACCCUAACGUCUAUUUAAUAGUGGCCGGUUCUGGACCAUGGCAACAAAGAUACAAGGAUUUAGGGGCACAAGUCCUAGUUUUAGGGUCUAUGAGUCCUUCAGAAUUAAGGGCAUUCUACAAUUCUAUUGAUAUAUUUGUGAAUCCAACGCUUAGACCACAAGGGCUUGAUCUUACUCUCAUGGAAGCAAUGAUGAGUGGAAAACCAGUCAUGGCAUCAAGAUUUCCUAGCAUCAAAGGAACCAUAGUUGUGGAUGAUGAGUUUGGUUACAUGUUUUCACCAAACGUCGAGUCGUUGCUUGAAACAUUGGAAAUGGUGGUGAUGGAAGGCUCAAAGAGAUUGGCACAGAGAGGAAAGGCUUGCAGAGAAUAUGCAGUUUCCAUGUUUACCGCUCGGAAGAUGGCAUUGGCUUAUGAAAGGUUGUUCCUUUGUAUUAAGAAUCAAACAUUUUGCGCCUAUCCUUAAUAUGGCUACACAUUUUUCUCUUUCCCUUGUUGUUCAUAUUUUUCAUUUUUAUUAUUGAAAGUGAGAAAUUAUCGGA
Hevea brasiliensis (rubber tree) is the source of this 1734-nucleotide messenger RNA. RefSeq lists its product as uncharacterized. The transcript has a single exon. The coding region runs from base 117 to 1658 and encodes 513 amino acids. NCBI's taxonomy places the organism in Eukaryota, Viridiplantae, Streptophyta, Magnoliopsida, Malpighiales, Euphorbiaceae. The record is from RefSeq and is a predicted model, not a curated record. Gene Ontology annotation, molecular function: glycosyltransferase activity.